GUCAACUCACAAGAAAUUCAUAAUAUUUUGUUUAUGAAAUGCGGAAUUGCCAGUAAAAACGAUGCACUUCUAUUUAAUCUUGCGAAAAUAAUUACGUAUUGCGACAUUGAGCGUUAAUAUGUACAAUGUUACAAUUUCUAAAGAAAGGCAGCAGAAAUGGUCAACAAAAACACAACGUCGUGUCUUCGCUUGAGCGGCAAAAAAUCGAAAAUUUGAGGGCCGAUCGGGAAUGCAAAACGGGACUUCCGCCGCCCUUACCUCUAUCGUCCUUCGACGAUGAGGGUUUGUUCGAUAUAGGUGAAAACGAGUCUUCGAAAGAGCACUCUCGACUAACGAGAACCUUAGCAGACAUUACGUCUGAUAAAAACGCUUUGGGCUACCUUUUACAAUACAUGGAAUCGAAGAACGCCUCUUCGUACCUACUCUGUUGGCUCGAUAUCGAAGCCUUUAAACUCUACCUAGAAGACAUUUCAGCCCAGACGAAAGCGGCCCCGCAUUCCCCACAAUCGCACAGCCAAAUCGACCACGACAGUCUCUCCGUUAGUACCGAUUGCGAUUCGUACACGGCGGACUCGAACAGUUUAUGCGACUACAUAUCUGACGGCAAAAGCCCUCAAGAUAGCCCUUGUGAUACAGAAAGAAGUGAUAGUAGUGUUAGGUUAAAAAACGAGGAGUCUUCUAAUGAUAAAAGGAUCGUACAAAACACUAUCGACAGAGCCUUGGACAUAUUCAAGAAGUACAUCGCUCUGGAGUCCGAUUGCAACGUAAAAUGCACGGAGGAUUCGAGGAAGGAGGUGAUGGAGAACAUUUGCAGCACCACCAAAGUGUUGUCGACGAAUUGCUUCGACGCCGUACAGAAUUUCGUGUACAAAACCAUCGAGGACGAUUAUUUCAACGCUUUCCUCGAAUCGGACCAUUUCUGUAAAUACCAAAUCGAUUUGUUGACCUGCGGUAACGUCGUCCUCAGCGACAUCUUGUACAACGAAACCGCCCUCUUCUACUUCAUGGAGUUCCUCGAACAAGAAAACCAACGCUGCUUGCUGGAGUUCUGGAUAGCCGCCUCGAACUUCCAACAGCAAAUACAAGACCAAAAGGAAUUCUUCGAUCCGCUCGAAGCCCAAACGGACGCCGUAGUGCUAUACGACAAAUACUUCUCACUGCAGGCCCUCUGCCCGCUGGGCUUCAGCGACAAAGUCCGCUUCGCGGUCGAACAAAGCAUUUGCGGCGAGGACGGGCUAACCCUGCACUGCUUCCAUCUACCGCUGAAAAUCGUGGAGAGCGUGCUGGAAAAGCAGCACCUCAAACCGUUCCUCGAAUCGCAGCUGUUCUACAAAUACCUAUCGGAUUUGAUCAACGCCGUGCAAUCGAACAGCUACGCCAACGUGGAGAAGUACAAGCACGCCGCGUCCGAUUGCAGCAGCGAGAAGAGCUUCGGCCAGGGCACGUUCCUGGCGUUCGAGGUGCCGCGGGAGCGCGGGCGCGACAAGGGCAAGGAGAUGACGAUCGACACGAGGGAGCUGUACGAUCCGGACGCGCUGUGGAAGCGGAAGAAGGCGCACCGGCUGUCGCUGGGGCGCGUCAGCGAGUUGGGGAAGUACGAGACGGAGUUCGAGCCGGAGCCCGACAGGAGGCAGUUCAGGUUCAAGAACGUCCUGCGGAAGGUGAUCAGUUUGGAGGAGGACGAUCGGAAGAAGGAGGAGAUGGCGUGGCAGGUGGCCGAGUUGAUCGUUAAGGAUAUUACGAAGGUUACUUUAGGGAAUGAAACUGGUGGGAUUCUUGAUAAAUGAUGGAUUUUUGUGGAAUGGUGUAUUUUUUUUUGGUUGGAUUGUUUUUUUAUUUUAUUCGAUCUAGUGUGGUAAUUGCACAAAAACAGCUUACGAGGAUAGUUUUUUAUUAUUCGAAUGGGAAUCGAGAAAUGUUUGUCUAAUUUUACUCGAUUCGCUAUUUAAUACACUCUCCUUGUUAUUGGUUUUUUUAGCGUAA
This is a messenger RNA of Phyllotreta striolata, 1983 nucleotides long. NCBI's taxonomy places the organism in Eukaryota, Metazoa, Arthropoda, Insecta, Coleoptera, Chrysomelidae. The record is from the annotation of a GenBank genome assembly.